Cajanus cajan (pigeon pea) is the source of this 1875-nucleotide messenger RNA. Lineage: Eukaryota; Viridiplantae; Streptophyta; Magnoliopsida; Fabales; Fabaceae. The record is from RefSeq and is a predicted model, not a curated record.
AUGACUGUGAGUCCAGAGGAAGCCACUCAAAUUAUAGAAUCUUUAGCAUCUUCUGAUCACCAAGCAGAGCAUGGGAGACACCAAUCUCAUAAAAGCGGGGUUCUUGAUCUCAGUACUAAUGAUGCAAUCCUUGCACAGAACAAGCUACUGUCUCAACAGAUUGAAGCACAGACUAAGAAGAUGGCCAAGAUUCCACAACAGCUUCAUGCUAUUGCUUCUUCUUCAAGUCAAUCAAAUUCUUCGUUAAAAUGUGAUUUUUGUGGAAGAGAUCAUCCGAAUGGUCAUUGUUCUGAAACCACAAAUGAAGAGGUCAACUAUGUGGGCAACCAACAAAAAAGAGGUAACUUUAAUUCCCGUAAUUAUAAUACUAACAGUUAUAUGCAGGGAAAUCAAGGUUGGAGAAACAACAAUAACAACCAAGGUUAUGGAUGGAGGAAUGAAGCUGGGCCAUCCAAUAGGCCACCACCACAACAACAACAACAACAACAGCUUGUUUAUCCUUCUAUGCAUGAAAGGACCAACAAAUUGGAGGAUACUCUGAACCAGUUCAUGCAGGUGUCUAUGAAUAACCAGAAGAAUACAGAGGCAUCCAUCAAGCACUUGGCGGUGAAGGCGGGUCAGUUAGCUAAACAAUUAGCUGACAUGUCUGGAGGCCCAUUCUCAGCCAAUACCAAGACCAACCCUAAGGAGCAUUGUAAAGCCAUAACAACAAGAAGUUGGAAGGUAGUUGGUGCAGAUGUUGGAGUGAGUGAGAACAAUGAGGGUGUUGAGAACAAGGGAGAAAAUAGUGAAUUGAGGGAGGUUGAGGAAGAAAGUGAGAAGAAUGAGGGAGAAAACAAUAAGAGUGAGAGUAAAGAAAAAGAAAGGCAGUUCCUGAGAUUUCUGGAUAUCAUCAAGAAGCUCCAGAUUAAUAUUCCUUUCACUGAAGCCAUGGAGCAAAUGCCCACGUAUGCUAGGUUCAUGAAGGAAUUGUUAACUAGGAAGAGAAAAGUUCUUGAAGAAGAGACUAUGGAGCUUGAGACAGGUUGCAGUGCUAUUUUACAAAAGUCUCUACCUCAGAAAUCCAGAGAUCCAGGCAGUUUCACUCUCCAUGUAUCAAUUGGUAAUCUAUCAGUGGGUAAGGCACUCUUAGACCUGGGAGCCGGUAUUAACUUGAUGCCUUUAUCCAUGCUGAAGAAGAUAGGAGAAGUAGACGUCAGACCUAUAAGAAUGACCUUGCAGUUGGCAGAUAGAUCCAUCAAGCUUCCACAUGGUAUAGUGGAAGAUAUGAUAGUGAAGGUUGAUAAGUUCAUGUUUCUGGUUGAUUUUGUAGUCAUGGAUAUGGAAGAGGAUGUAGAAGUUCCUUUGAUAUUGGGCAGACCCUUUAUGAAAACAGCUCGAGUUAUCAUUGACAUGGAUGAAGGAAAGCUGAAGGUGAGGGUCCAAGAUGAGGAAGUGAGUUUCAAUGUAUUUGAAGCAAUGAAGUGUCCAAAAGGCAACAAAGAUUGCUUUAGAAUUGAUGUAUUAGAUGAUGUGUACUUGGAAACUCAAAAUGAUUUCAAGAGCUCAUCGCCACUGGAGAAGGCUUUGCUUCUUUCUAAUGAAGAAUUGGAUAAGGUCAUAGAUGAAGAGGUUCAAGAUGUUAUUGAUGCACUAAAUAAAAGAGAAAACUCUUCUGCCAAUGUUCAGUCAAAAGAAGAAUUGAAGAAGGAGGAAAAAGAGCAAGUAGUGAAGCUGAAAUUGGAUGAUAAUGUAGCUGGAAAACACAGAAAGUUACAGCUUCUUGAACUUGAAGAAAUGAGGUUUAAUGCUUAUAAGUCUUCUAAGCACUACAAGCAGAGAAUCAAAGCAUAUCAUGAUAAGAAGAUUUUAAAAAGGAGCUUCAAACCCGGCUAA